UUAGGAGGGUGUGACGUAAGGAAGCUGCAGUGUGUAUAGUUGUGCGAAGGACAAGGACGGAGAAAAGAGCUGUAGUUUAAAUGUCUGUCUUUAUCACAGAGAUAUAGUUUAACUGUCUUUAAGGACAUUUUGUUUUUAUUUUUUGACUGAAUUUCCGUAAGGAUUUCCCAGGGGAAAAAUAAUGCCAGAACUCAGGAGCUACUGCGAGCCGGGCGUGUCCAUGCAGCGGGUGUGGACCGAUAAUGGAUUCGCCCCUUGCUUCUUCUUUACUCUCGUCCCCGCUGUCCUCGGGACGCUCGCCGUGCUCCUCGGCACCUUUCACUGCGUCUGCUACGCUCGCUACGGGACCAGCAUCGAGUCCCGAUACGUACCGCGUUCCCGCCUUUACAAACUGCAGCUGGCCCUGUCGGUCCUGCUCGGGCUCCAGGCGCUGGUCUGGAUGAUAUUCCGGGUGGUACGGGACUCUCCGGUGCCCGGGUACGUGGUGCUCUGCGGCUGUCUCUAUGCCCUGGCGUGGGUGUGGGCGACGGCGCUGCUGAGGAUGGAGAGGAAGCGGGUUCUGUUGAUGGACAGGACGAGAGGACACAGUGCCGUUCUGCUGCUAUACUGGACAGCGGCGUUCGUCGCCGAGAACCUGGCGUUCGUGUCGUGGGAGAGCCCGAGCUGGUGGUGGGGGCUCGAGAACCCUGAGCAGUUGGUGGAAUUUGCGUUCUGGCUGUUCCGUUAUAUCUGCUCUGGGACGCUGUUCUUCAUCGGGCUCAAAGCUCCUGGACUUCCACGAAGACCUUAUGCGCUCCUUAUUAACGAGGAUGAGCGAGACGUGGAAAGUGAUGGGCAGCCUUUGCUAGGCGGCGCAGCACAGAGCCAGUCGGCGUGGACUGACUUCAGGAGGAAGGUGCGUCUCCUGCUGCCGUACAUGUGGCCGAGCGGGAGCGUCGUCCUCCAGCUGCUCGUCCUGCUCUGUCUUGGGCUGCUAGGAUCCGAACGCGCCAUCAAUGUCUUUGUGCCCAUCUACUAUAAAAACAUAGUAAACGACCUGACCGGAGGAAGUCCCUGGAAGACCUUGGCCACCACUGUGUGCAUCUACGUCCUGCUCAAGUUCCUGCAAGGAGGUGGUGCGGGUUCUUCAGGCUUCGUCAGUAACGUCCGGACGUUCCUGUGGAUCCGCGUGCAGCAGUACACGGGUCGCGUGGUCCAAGUCCGCCUGUUCGCCCAUUUACACUCGCUGUCUCUGCGCUGGCACCUCCAGCGGCGCACUGGAGAAGUCCUGCGCAGCAUCGACCGCGGAACCUCCUCCAUCGACAGCCUGCUCAGCUACAUCGUGUUCAGCAUCUUCCCCACGAUCGCCGACAUCAUCAUCGCCAUCAUCUACUUCAUCUCCAACUUCAACGCCUGGUUCGGCCUCAUCGUGUUCGUCUGCAUGGCGCUCUACCUCACUCUCACCGUCAUCAUAACAGAAUGGAGGACGAAGUACCGGCGGGACAUGAACACUCAGGACAACAACGCCAAGGCGAAGGCAGUGGACUCGCUGCUGAACUUCGAGACGGUGAAAUACUACAACGCAGAGGAAUAUGAAGUAGGCCGCUUCGAGGAAGCCAUCCUAAAGUACCAGUCGUUGGAGUGGCUGACCAACGCGUCUCUGGCUCUGCUGAAUCAGACACAGAACCUGAUCAUCGGCGCGGGGCUGCUGGCCGGCUCGCUGCUCUGCGCGUACUUUGUCUCCGAGGGCAAGUUUCAGGUUGGAGAUUAUGUUCUGUUCGGCACUUACAUCAUCCAGCUUUACACACCUCUCAACUGGUUUGGCACAUACUACAGGGUCAUCCAGAGGUCAUUCAUCGACAUGGAGAGCAUGUUCAAGCUGUUUGAUGAAGAGGAGGAGGUGAAGGACGACGUGAAUGCCAGAGCCCUGCAGUACAAACGGGGGGAGAUCGUGUUCGAGAACGUUUUCUUCAGCUACGUAGAGGGGAAGGAGAUCCUGAAGGACGUCUCGUUCACCGUCCUGCCCGGUCAAACCGUAGCUCUCGUGGGUCAGUCAGGCUCGGGGAAGAGCACCAUCGUCCGUCUACUCUUCCGUUUCUAUGACGUUCAGGGCGGUUGUAUCCGCAUCGACGGCCAGGACGUUACCAAGGUGAAGCAGGCGUCGUUGCGCUCCCACAUCGGCGUCGUGCCCCAGGACACCGUCCUCUUCAACGACAACAUCCGCGAGAACAUCCGUUACGGCCGGAUCUCCGCCUCCGACCAGGAAGUAGAGGACGCCGCCAUCGCUGCAGACAUCCACGACAAGAUUCUCUCUUUUCCUGACGGCUACAGCACACAAGUGGGCGAGAGAGGUCUGAAGCUGAGCGGAGGAGAGAAGCAGAGAGUAGCCAUCGCUCGCACCAUCCUCAAAGCGCCGCAGAUCAUCCUGCUGGACGAGGCCACUUCCGCCCUGGACACGCAGACGGAGCGCAACAUUCAGGCCUCGCUGGCGAAAGUGUGUGCCAACAGAACCACCGUGGUGGUGGCCCACAGGUUGUCGACCAUCAUCGGAGCCGAUCAGAUCCUCGUGGUGCGAGACGGACGGAUCGCUGAGAGAGGAAGACACGACGAGCUCUUGGCUAAAGGAGGGCUCUACGCCGACAUGUGGCUCAAACAGCAGCAGGCCUCCGACUCCGACUCGGCCUCCGACUCGGAAACCAAAGACAGACUUCCUGAGAAACUGCAACCGCCGACGUCCUCUUCAGGACACGGGCAUCACUAAGGGACCAAAGCAAGGAUUUUUUUUUUUUUUUUUUUUUUUUAAUAAGAUGAAUUAUCAUGUCUUCAUCCACUACUGAGGCGGCGCAUGAGCGAGAUCACAUUCAUUAUUAGAACAGAUGUAUUCUUGUCUUUACACUAAGUAAUGUACGCUUGCACUGUCAAGAAAUUCUGUUUUCUUGCAUCACUUUAUCAAAGAAAAAGAACAAAACCACACUUCUCAUGUGGAUAUUUACUGGUAGGAGAAACCUCUAAAUUUUAAGAGUUUACACUUAGCUGUUUGGUUUCAUUGAUACAUGGUGGUGGUAGCAUUUGCCUCAUUCAUGUUAAAUAUUCAAAUUACCUUAAAGCUUGGAAAAUUCUAAAAAUAGGAAUACUUAAUAUUUCAUAUUAAGUUUGAAAGUUUUUUUAAUUCUGUUUUUCCCCCAUCACUACGUAGUGUUUGGUUUUUAGUUAAACGACCUAAUAAAUCAGAUACCUUAAUAAUAAAAAGCACUAACGUGCCACUUAGUUACGUUAGAUCAUCAAUGUGUUUAUUAUGUAAACAAAAUAGAAAACAAGGUACUAACAAGCUCGAUGGUCCCCGAGAGAGCCGAAGACCAUCACCAGGUGAUUUUUAGCUAGAAUGUUUUUCGUUUGUUUGUUUCAUGAUUAAAUUUAAACACUGACACUGAAAUAUUUUUUUUUCUCUAAUUCAAUAUUUCUGUCUUUUUAUGUUUUACUAUUUUUAUCUCUCGGGUUAUGUCUUAGUUAGUUAGUUUGUGAGUACUAAAUGAUAGUAUUUAUUGGGAGAUUUAAAUAGCUACUUUAAAUAUUCAUCAGGUUCAACUGACUUAGGAUGUAAUUAUUUUUUUGGAUCAUGUAUUAUCUGUUCUAGGUUGGGUUUUUUAGUAGACAUUUUAAGUUUAUUUUUUGAGAGUGUUUGCGUUAAAUUCAGUCAGUUUGUUGUGUUAUUAAAGAUGUUAAGAAAUACUUUGAUAUAUAAUAAGAAAGUGUGUGUGUGUGUGUGUGUGUGCGCGCGCGUUAGGAGAAAGACACUAUACUCAGGCUGUUAAGACAAAAGGGUGUGUUUAAACAUAGAGAUUACACAACGUCCAGUGAUCAUCCUCUGUGCUCAAUAGAUAACGCACAUCUGUGAACAUGUGGUCUUCUGUGUGAAAACAGCUCGACUGCAGGGUCAUUUGUGAAUUCAUUAUUUUAAUUUUGUGUGUGUGAUUGCGAGUGGCGUUUGUGUGUAUGGAGGAACAGAUCUGCAAAAAAAAAAAGUGUACACAAAGUAGAAUGAAAAUUCAGGUGAUAUUAAUAAUUAGAUAAAAAUACCAAAAAAAACUUUCAGAUGAAAUAAAAAGUAAAUACAUACAGACACAACUUAAGCAAAUAAGGUUAAUUUGCAAAUAUGUUUAAAAGCAACUGAGUUAGAAUAAAAUAAAUUUGUUAGGGUUUUUUGGCAAAAUCUUAAUUUACUGUUUAAUGAA
Molecule: messenger RNA, 4211 nt
Organism: Clarias gariepinus (North African catfish)
Lineage: Eukaryota; Metazoa; Chordata; Actinopteri; Siluriformes; Clariidae
Gene: abcb6a
Product: ATP-binding cassette, sub-family B (MDR/TAP), member 6a
Exons: 19
Coding region: 182-2740 (852 amino acids)
Biological process (GO): heme transport; transmembrane transport
Cellular component (GO): membrane
Molecular function (GO): ATP binding; ATP hydrolysis activity; ABC-type heme transporter activity
Source: RefSeq, a predicted model, not a curated record